AUGGAGCUACUUAAGCAGGCCAGGAAACCAACGAGGUCAUCGAUAACCAGAACCAUCAACGAGAUGGAGACCGAAUUGGUGAAAGAGGAGCCAGAUCGUCACAAGCUCGGUGUCCAGAUGAAGAAGCUGGAUAACCUGCAAGUGAAGAUGAGCGACUGGGACUCUAAGAUUUUGUGUGAGAUGCAACAACAAGGAUGCACUGAUGACCAAUACAGUCAAGAAUGUGCAGAAAUCGAGGCAUAUGAUGACAGGAUUUUGGAUGUCAAACUCAAAGUAGAAGAAUUUCUAAAUCCUCCAUUUCAAUUAUGUCCCCAACGUAGAGAAGAUAGUCCCACCAACAGUGCGGCAUGGUACGACUCUGUGGCUGGUUCUACAUCAAAGAGGAAGAAUUUUAAGUUGCCAAAAAUUGUUCUGAAGAAAUUUUCUGGCGAAAUGAUGGAUUGGCUUGGAUGGUGGUCUCAGUUCGGAAAGAUCCAUGAAGAUGAUGAUAUCCACACAACGGAUAAAUUUCAGUAUCUUCACCAAGCAAUGACUAAAGGGACUCGAGCCAUGGAUCUAGUUGAGAGUUAUCCAAUGACGGCUGAGAAUUACCCCAAAGUAAUUGAGGCGCUUACCCAGCGAUUUGGGAAGCCGAAGAUUUUAAAACAAGUAUAUGUUCGAGAAUUACUUAAAUUAGUGAUCCGAAACUCUAAGUCAACUGAGAAGAUACAGUUGUCUGUGCUGUAUGACAAAUUAGAGUCUCAUCUCCGUGCACUCGAAUCGCUUGGAGUGACACAUGAGCAAACUGCUGAGUUCCUGUUUCCAAUGAUCGAGUCCAGUCUCCCCGAGGACAUCUUCGUAGCAUGGCAGAGGAGUUCACUUUCACGUCAAGAUGGAUCCAAACGCGUCCCAGUGAAGACCGAAUCGGAUUUCUUGAUGGAAUUUUUACGAGAAGAAGUGGAAAGUGAAAGUCAGAGGGAUAUUGUGCGUGCUGGUUUCGAGACAAUAAAGAUUAAGAAAGAAAAGACUGCAGCCAUAGAGAAGAAAGAAGAACUUCCUACCAGGUUGCAAGAUGCAAAUGGGAGGAAGACAGAGUUUGAAGCUGCAAGUUCAAAUGAGCCUACCUAUUCUGCUGCGAAUGCAAGUCAUGCGUGCCGAGAUGAUGUAUUAAUGAAGACAGUUCUGGUACGAGUGGUUGGACAAAACGGAAGUAGAAUUGUUCGACUAAUUUUUGACGAAGGUAGUCAACAGAGUAUUGGAGGAGAGUCGGUCAUCACAGCGGUCGGAAGCUUGAAAUGUGGUGAAGAAUGGACUCGAAAUGUACUUUUUGGAGGAAUCUCGACUGAACCCCGAAAAAUAAGCAAAUAUAAAGUCCAACUGCAGAGCCUAGAUGGAAAAUGCAAGAGAGAACUCAUGUUAAACAAAGCUGUCAGAAUUUGUGGGGAGAUUUCUCGUAUUCCAUCCGGUCCAUGGAUAACAGAGUUACAGAAAAGGAAGAUCUGGUUAUCAGACUACGAACAAAAUCAAGUGGGUAACCCAGACAUUGAAAUUUUAAUUGGGAGUGACUACUGGGGCCACCUUGUCAUUGGUAAACGGAUUCGUUUAUCUUGUGGACUUGUUGCGGUGGAGACCAUAUUUGGAUGGACAUUGAGUGGGCCUGUUCCUGGGAAAAGAGAUCCAACCAUUGGAAUGAUGUCAAUUUCUACGUUCCUAUUUAACGCUGAGGCAAGUCUGAAAGAAUUAUGGGAUUUGGAGAAGCUUGGCAUUACUGAUCCAGCGGAGCACAAGACAAAGAAAGAAAGUGAACAACAUGCAUAUCAGCACUUUCUUCAGACUGUAUCAAAAAGUGAAGAGGGAAGAUAUUCGGUCUGCUUGCCCUGGAUAGAAGGAGCAACAAACAUUCCGAAUAAUAGAGUGAUAGCGGAAAAGAGACUGUUAUCAAUUACUGCAAAGUUAAACAUGGAUGACAAUUUUGCACGAUAUGAUCAAGUUUUUAAGGAUUGGAUGCAUGAAGAUUUGAUUGAGGAGGUUCAAGAAGACACCGUCCCCUGUCACUAUCUCCCACAUCGCCCAAUCAUCAAGUUAGAGAGCAAGACCACACCCAUCCGGCCAGUGUUCGAUGCUUCUUGCAAGGUGGGAAGAAAUCCCUCCUUAAAUGAGUGCCUGGAGAAAGGUCCCAAUUUGAUCGAACUCAUCCCUGCCCUGUUACUCAGAUUCCGUUUGAAGAAGAUCGGAGUCAUUUCGGACAUCAGAAAAGCGUUCCAGAUGAUCGAAGUUGCAGCUGCGGAUCGAGAUUUUUUAAGAUUGCUUUGGUGGGACGAGAAGAAAAACGUCAAGAUAUUUCGCCACAAACGAGUAGUAUUCGGAGUUAACUGCAGUCCGUUUUUACUUGGAGGCGUGAUAGAGCAUCACCUGGAUCAAGUUCAAGAUGAAGAGAAAGAUAUCGCCAUACAGUUGUUGGAUUCAUUAUACGUGGACAAUUGUGUUACGUCUGUGGAUUCCCAAGAGGAUUAUGAGAAUUUUAAAGAGAAGAGUUCGAAUUUGCUGCUGAAGGCUAAAAUGGACUUACAGCAGUGGGAGCGGUCGGCGCUGAGUGAACAAAAAUCGGAUUUCACACCUGAGUUAGCCUCCGUCCUUGGACUCAUUUGGGACAAGAACAGUGAUGUACUGAGUGUCAAUAUCCCAACUACAAUACUGUCCCAGAAGAUAAGCAAGAGAUUCAUUUUGUCGCAAGUACAGAAAAUAUUUGACCCGCUCGGAUUUGUAAGCCCUGUAACGCUCAUUCCAAAAUUACUGCUCCAAAAGACUUGGAAUGACAAGACCGAGUGGGAUGAGGAACUCAACCCGUCAAUUAAAGAAGAAUUUGAGAAGUGGUUGAAUGAUAUGAAAAUGUUAGAGAACGUGAAGAUUCCAAGAUGGGUUUUUUAUGCUAAUUCCACAUCAAAAAUCCAAUUUCACGUCUUUUGUGACGCAAGUCAGUAUGCAUACGCCGCUGCUGUCUACGUUCGAGUCCAGGAUGCGGAGAAAGUUACUGUCCAACUCCUACAAGCGAAGGCGAGAGUAGCUCCUCUGAAAAAGAUGACCAUCCCGAGGUUAGAAUUAUUGGGGUGCGUUAUUGCUGCUCGUCUGUCAAAAUCAGUGAAAGAAGCACUUUCAAUGGACGAUGUCGAAACUCAUUUCUGGAGUGAUUCCACAACAGCAUUGGCGUGGAUAAAAAGAAAUGAUGUAUGGGGUACUUUUGUCGGAAACCGGGUAAAGGAGAUUUGCUCAAUCUCAAAACCGGAAGAAUGGCGACAUGUGCCAGGACUCCUGAAUCCAGCCGAUCUCCCUUCGCGAGGAAGUAGUCCUGCAAAUUUUGUGAAGACGACAUGGUGGGAGGGACCGGACUGGUUGAAGCGCCAGAGGACAGAGUGGCCCUCUGGGCAAGAAGAAAUUAACGAAGACGAUAUUCUUAUUGAGAUGAAGAAAGCAUCGACAAAGAUGUUGAUCACCCUGAAUGGGACACUCCCGUGGUAUCUAAAAAUGUCUGCCUCCUUCUACAAGAACAUUCGGAUUAUUGCUUUUAUGAAGAGAUUCAUCCGCUGUUUGAAAAAGGAAGGGUCAUCUGCUGCCUUAGAACGAUGGGAGAUAUGUGAAGCUGAGAAAUUUGUUUUGGGCAGAAUGCAAACUGAGUCUUUUCCCAUGGAUGCAAAUGUGAUUGAAGGGAUUCGCAUUGAAAGGGCUGAAGAUGGACUAAUUCGAGUGAAAACUAAGAUAGUGAAUAUGCCAGAAAGUUGCAUAUUUACGAGACCAAUACUACUACCGAGAAACAGUCUUGCAGUUGCACAGUUAAUUCGGACGGAACAUUACAAGAAUAAUCAUGCUGGGCUGCAAAUUAUGAUGAGUAAAUUGAGAGAGAAGUAUUGGAUUGUUCACAUGCGCCGACAAGUGAAAAAUGUCAUCAGGUCAUGUGUUGUAUGCAGCAGAUUUACGUGCAAGAAGACGGAAGUGCCUACUGCUCCACUACCGGAAGACAGAGUGAAAACAGCCAGUAUUUUCCAAGUGGUCGGGAUUGAUUUGGCAGGUCCGUUCUUUUUAAAGGACGGCUCUAAAGCAUGGAUGGUGCUCUUCACGUGUGCCGUGUAUCGAGCCAUACAUUUGGAGUUAGUGACGUCAUUGUCCGCGGAGGCCUUUCUUCUAAGUCUUCAUCGGUUCAUAAGUCGAAGAGGACGACCCUCUACAAUAUAUACGGACAAUGGGACGAAUUUUGAAGGAGCCAAUAAUGCCAUCAAGCUGUUGGACUGGGCCAAGAUACAAAAGGAGACCCAAGUUGAUCGUAUUUUCUGGAAGUUCAAUGUUCCUGCAUCACCCUGGUGGGGUGGAUGGUGGGAGCGUCUCAUACGCAUCUGCAAGGAUUUAUCGAAGAGAAUGUUGGGAAGAAAGAAGCUGAAUCUUCCACAACUGGAAACAUGUAUGUUUGAGGUCGAAGCGAUCGUCAAUAGUCGCCCCUUGACCUACAUUUCUGAGGAUCAAGAUGACCUGGUUCCUCUCACGCCGGCAAUGUUUCUACGCGAUAUUCCGGCAGCCGAGUUUCCAGAGGAGAAAGCAUUGGAUGCUCAAGCCCUGCGUAAUCAACACAGGGAUUUGUGCAAGUUACGUGAUGAAUUGAAGUCAAGAUUUGUUAAGGAGUAUUUAUCCCAACUCGUUCAGCGUGGAACCGAGAAGAAGUCCCGGAUUCCAGAAGUUGGAGAUAUUGUACUCAUUGAGUCUGAUGAUAAGAAGAGAAUAAUGUGGCCCAUGGCAAGGAUCAUGGAGCUAUUUCCGGGAAGAGACGGACACAUUCGGGUGGCCAAACUGAAGACGUCGAAUGGAACUCUGACCCGACCGAUGCAACGCCUAUUUCCUUUGGAGGUCUCAACCGAGGAGAUACCUCCAAUUAACCAUAGGAUUAAUGUUUCUGCACAAGUUUGGAAGCCAUCCGCUGAAAAGGAGAAAGAAUUUCGGACCCGUUUUGGAAGAAAAGUGAUUCGUCCAGUGCGUAUGGGAAUGGAUUGA
Molecule: messenger RNA, 5013 nt
Organism: Folsomia candida
Lineage: Eukaryota; Metazoa; Arthropoda; Collembola; Entomobryomorpha; Isotomidae
Exons: 2
Coding region: 1-5013 (1670 amino acids)
Biological process (GO): DNA integration
Molecular function (GO): nucleic acid binding
Source: RefSeq, a predicted model, not a curated record